This is a messenger RNA of Stegastes partitus (bicolor damselfish), 2788 nucleotides long. RefSeq names its product receptor-type tyrosine-protein phosphatase beta. Lineage: Eukaryota; Metazoa; Chordata; Actinopteri; Pomacentridae. Gene Ontology annotation, molecular function: protein binding. The record is from RefSeq and is a predicted model, not a curated record. The transcript is spliced from 12 exons. Bases 141 to 2258 code for a protein of 705 amino acids.
AAUGUGCUGUUUACCUGUUGGUGCUGAACGGUACAUUACCUGCUGAGAGGUUAUUUCCUUCUGUGCAGAGGCGGAUGAAGCAUCCAUAGCCGGGUACAGAACCGAACCUGAGGUGAAACUAGAGGCUACAGGAAACCGAUAUGGGAAAGCUGCAGGAUCCAGUCUGUGUUUUAAUAUGUUGGGCUCUGAUGUUAAUGUACAGCAUUGCAGACAGACAGUACUUCAUCCAGGACCAUAAUCUCACCUGGGAUGAGGCCAGGAACCACUGCCAGGUCUGCUUCACAGAAUUGGCGACUCUGAACCAUGACAACAUCGAGACCAUCGUCAAGAACCUCAGCUCCGAGCACUGGACCGGCCUGCGCAAGAACCUCAACUCAACCAGCAACUCUAUCGGUAACGUCAGCAUGUCUUGGUCCCACUGGUCCAAUGGAGAUCCCCUCACCUUCCAGAACUGGUACCCCGGUUGGCCAGUGUUGAAACCCUCUCCCCCAGACAAAGACUGCUGUAGCUGCUCUUGCACCUGCCCUGCAGCGACAAGGAACGAUUUCGCCAACUUCACCGAAGCAAAUGUGACAGACUGGGAGUACUUUGGAGCCGACGCUGAAAACAUCACAAGCUCACUGUUCACUGGACUUCCAGCGUGUACACGGUCACCUAUGCCAACGCCAGCUCCUUCAGAGUCUGAUGAGAAGUACAUUGAGGACUCCUGCGUGGCCAUGCUGAGCUUUGGGCCGUGGGUUGAAAAAAGCUGCUUGGAGCUUUUGCCGUUUAUUUGUUAUGAAGAGCAUUUCUCUGGAGAAGUCAAUGUGACCAAUUUGAGCCCAGAGAGCGCCACUCUGACAUGGCGGAAGGUGCCCGGUGACAUCACCCAUUAUCGCGUGGUGGCUAAAGGCGACAAAGACCUGAUGGAAAAUAAAACCGAAACGACUCACGACCUCGUCAACCUCACAGCCGGCACUCUCUACGCGGUCCAGGUGUUCUCUGUGAAGUGUGAGAGAGAGCUGAACCCACAGAGUGUCACUUUUUACACCACACCCAACAAAGUCGAAAACUUGACAGUCACCAGAGUUACAGAAACAUCCAUUGAUGUGAGCUGGGAAAAACCAGCUGGAAGCCUGGAUUUCUUUCUUUUCAAGGUCGGGAGCAGUGAGACUGAAAUUAACAAAGCCACAAACCACAAACAGGUUGUUGGAUUGAUACCUGGAGGGAGUUACACGAUCACCGUCCUCUCAGGAGUCAAGGACAGCUCAACAAGGAGUGAAGAAUCUACCAUCACAGUGUACACCAAGCCCGAUAUAGUGUCCGACAUGACUGCAUCUAACAAUACCGAAAACUCACUGGUUCUCUCCUGGGGGCCACCUGACGGAAAUUUCACGGGUUUCUUGGUGAAGGCUAUGAACAGCAGUGAUCACACAUUGUUUAAGAAAGAGGUGAACCAAACUCUGUGUGCGGUGCAAGUAACAGAGCUGCCGAUCGGCAACAAAAUCACCCUUGUGGUGACAACACUGACUAAUCACACCCUGAAGGGAAACGCCACAACCAUCUUUGCCUAUACUGCCCCUGGACCGAUUUCAAACCUGAAUGUGGAAACAGAUGAUAACUCCCUUAAUGCCACAUGGGGCCUCCCUGAGGGGAAUUAUUCAUCUUUUGCUAUUGAACUUCUGCUGGAUGAGGAAACGGUGGACACAAAAUCAAACAUAACACAAGCUAGAAUUGAGUUUAAAACACUGAAGCCUGCAUCCAACUACACUGUGGUCGUCCGCGCCGUUAGUGGACAUCUCAAAGGCCCACCAACAGCAUUCUCCAAUUUUACCUUGCCAUCUCCACCAAAAAAUCCCACCAACGCUUCUGUCGAUAAAACCUCAAUCACCUUUAAGUGGACCGCCCCCGGCAACAUAACAAAAGCCAAGUACCUUGUCGAACUCUCCUCCACAUUCUGGGGUCAGAGCUGGUCUGACAGUAUCUCUGACACCACCACCCAUACGUUUUAUAACCUGACAUCAGGAACCAAAUACUUCUUUAAAGUGUAUACAUUGGCAGGUGAACACAAAAGUCUCCCAGCAACUACAGAUGCGACAACAGUUCCAGACGAAGUCGAAAUCAGCUUGUCAAUGGUGUGCUCGUCUGCAGAGUCUCUCCUCUGUGACAACGAAUCCACAAGGAAAAAUGUCUUUGAACAGUUGCGGGAUCAUUUCAAAGUCAACCUGUUGUACGAUGCCAUCGUUUGGAGCCUUACUGAUCAGGCAACUGAAGCAUAAGAUGUAAUGUUAGUUUUUGCAAAUGUGUUGGUGAAGGGAUAUUUGAUGAUCCGGUUUUCUGUUCGUUCUCAACUUUAAAAAAAAGUCUGUACCGAUUCUUUAAUUUUCAGAAUUUUAUUCAUCAAAAUACUACACACAUCUUAGUCAUUACUUUAUCUGCAUUUUUCCUCGAUGUACAUAUUCAGUUUAUUAUUAUUAAUGUUAUUGUAAACUUUAUUUCUACAACACCUUUCAAAAGGAGCUUGUUUUGCAGUGUAAACCUAAACUUUUUCUUUUUUUUAAAUCCAGGAAAAUAAAUAAAAGAAACCACACGUUACUGUCAAAGUAAAUAUCCUCAUAAGUGAAAUAUUUGUGUAGGUAAAUCUAAAAUUUGAGAAACUGCGACAAAGCAUUGACAUAAUGGGACUAACAUGACAGCAUAGUAAGGAGCUAAAAUCUCAGUUUUAUUUGCUUUAUAGUGCAUUCGUCAGUUUUUCCUUUCAUGAUGUGGCAUGUCUGAAGUUUUAAAUAAAUGAAUUCAUAACUCAAUG